UGACAUGCGCGUUCUAUCAUCACAUGACGUGACAAAGACCGUGCUGGACCACCAAUUUGCUCGUGAUCAGUCCUUCUUCGCCAUCGUCUAUCCACAAACUUAAUGGCACGAGGUCGAGGCACUUUUGGACUAACGUCCAGUGGUAGAGGCCGCGGAUACAGAGGCAGCACUCGUGGAAACACAUACUUUCGUGGUCGUGGACGAGGUCGCGGUCGCGGCGGGUCGAACACAGCAGGUGAUGGUCCUGCCCCGCAGCGGGAAGACGAUGGAACGCAACUUGAAGAACGUUUUGAACGGGUUCGAGAGAGCGACGAGGUUGAUGAGAAGCUGGGAUUUGUGAGAGUGCAAGAGGGCGCGAGGAGGGAGGGCUGGUUAAUUAACAUGCAUCCCACUCUAAUAAAGGAUGCGGACUACCCGGGUGGAAAGGCGGCAGUCGAUUUUUACUUCAUUCAAGAUGACGGAGGAAUGUUCAAGUGCACGAUGCAGUACGAGCCUUACUUCCACAUAGCAUGCAAGACUGGAUCAGAGUCUUCUGUUGAAGAGUGGCUACAGAAGCGAUUCGAAGGCUUGAUUGUACGGAUCGUGCGGGAGAAGAAAGAAGACCUGAAGCUGCCCAACCACCUCAUGGGCCAUCGCCGUCUGUACCUACAGUUAUGCUUUCGAAAUGUGAGUGACCUCCUGGCCGUGCGACGGGACGUAGCCCCACUUGCACUUGCAAAUGGCGCAAAGCGAGACGCGAUUGACGCGUAUGCCGAAGUUGUAGCGGCAGCGAGCACGAGCGUCGAGAUCGAAGGCGAGUGGGCGGAGAUCAGCAGAAGCGGCGCGACAAACUACAGAGACCGAGACGCACCGUCAUGCAUCGUGGAUAUCCGCGAGUUUGACGUGCCGUACUACUUGCGAGUUGCCAUUGACAACGAGAUGCGAGUGGGACUGUGGUAUGGAAUCACGUUUAUGGCUGGACAGCCUUCGUUUUUGCAGUUGACAGAGAGGGUGAAACGCGCGGACCCCGUAGUGAUGGCCUUCGAUAUCGAGACCACGAAGGCGCCGCUGAAGUUCCCGGAUGCGGCGGUGGAUCAGGUGAUGAUGAUUUCAUACAUGGUGGAUGGUCAGGGGUUCUUGAUAACGAACCGGGAGAUAGUAAGCGAGGAUAUUGAUGACUUUGAGUAUACGCCGAAGGAGGGAUACGAAGGCCCAUUCAUAAUCUUUAACGAGAAGGACGAGGCAGCUACUAUAAUGCGUUUUUUCAACCAUAUCCGGGAUGUGAAACCUACGGUGAUGGCAACAUUCAAUGGCGACUUCUUCGAUUUUCCGUUCCUCUGUGAACGCUCCAAGGCAAAUGGAUUGGACAUGUUCUUGCUGACGGGAUUCGCCAAGGAUAACGAGGAUGAGUUCAAGUCCCGCGGAUGCGUGCACAUGGAUUGCUUCAGGUGGGUGAAGCGGGACUCGUAUUUACCACAGGGAAGCCAGGGCUUGAAAGCAGUCACAACGGCCAAGCUUGGGUACAACCCAAUCGAACUUGAUCCAGAGUUGAUGACACCCUAUGCGAUGGAGCAACCACAGGUCCUUGCGCAGUACUCCGUCUCCGAUGCAGUAGCAACGUACUACUUGUACAUGAAAUACGUACACCCCUUCAUUUUCUCACUAUGUAACAUCAUUCCGCUCUGUCCGGACGAGGUCUUGCGAAAAGGAAGUGGUACGCUUUGUGAGACGCUCCUAAUGGUUGAGGCGUACCGUGGGCACAUCAUCAUGCCAAACCGCCACGAGGACGCGCAUCUGAACAUGUUCGAGGGCCACCUACUUGCAUCAGAGACCUAUGUCGGAGGUCACGUCGAAGCACUCGAAGCUGGCGUAUUCCGCAGCGAUAUUCUUACGGAUUUCAAGAUCGUGCCCGCAGCCGUACAACAACUCAUCGACGACCUUGAUGCUGCACUCACCUUCUGCAUCACCGAGGAGUCCAAAUCCUCCCUGGAAGAUGUGACCAACUAUGACGAGGUCAAGUCGCAAAUACAGUCGGCCCUCGAAGCAUUACGCGAUACCCCAAAGCGCACGGACAAGCCACUAAUUUACCACUUGGAUGUUGCAGCGAUGUACCCCAACAUCAUGCUUUCAAACCGCUUGCAGCCAGAUUCGAUGGUUGAUGAGUCUGUAUGCGCGGUGUGCGACUUCAACCGUCCCGGAAAGACAUGCGAUCGACGGCUCGAGUGGGCAUGGAGGGGAGAAUUCUUCCCUGCGAGGAGGGACGAGUAUAACAUGAUUAGGCACGCACUGAAUCAGGAGAUUUUUCCCCCAAAGAGGGCUGGGGGCCCGCAGAGACGGUUCCCAGACUUGACGGAUGCGGAGCAGACUGCAUUGUUGCAUAAACGCUUGGGUGACUACUCUCGGAAGGUGUACAAGAAGAUCAAGGACACGAAGGUGGAGACAAGGGAAUCGAUCGUGUGUCAGCGGGAGAAUCCCUUCUAUGUCGACACAGUGCGACGUUUCCGUGACCGUCGGUAUGAGUACAAGGGGUUGCAUAAAAUCUGGAAGAAGAAUUUGGACACCGUGGUUAGCGAAGGACGCUCGAUCGCAGAGGUCGAUGAGGCAAAGAAGAUGAUUGUACUCUACGACUCCCUGCAGCUUGCGCACAAAUGUAUCCUUAACUCGUUCUACGGGUACGUGAUGCGCAAGGGUGCGCGAUGGCACUCCAUGGAGAUGGCAGGAAUUACCUGUCUCACAGGCGCAACGAUCAUCCAGAUGGCGCGCGCGCUCGUCGAGCAGAUCGGUCGCCCGCUGGAGCUUGAUACGGAUGGAAUUUGGUGUAUGCUUCCUGGUGUCUUCCCAGAGAACUUCAAAUUCAAAUUGAACAACGGGAAAGCCAUCGGGUUCUCGUACCCGUGUACGAUGCUUAAUCACCUUGUGUAUGCCCGCUUCACCAACCACCAGUACCACGACCUGAACGCCUCCACCGGGGAAUACGUCGUGCACAGCGAAAACUCCAUUUUCUUCGAACUAGAUGGGCCGUAUAAAGCUAUGAUUCUCCCAUCGUCGAAGGAGGAGGAUAAGCUGUUGAAGAAGCGGUAUGCCGUCUUUAACGAUGAUGGGUCGCUUGCGGAGCUGAAGGGGUUCGAGGUGAAGCGCCGGGGAGAGCUCCAGUUGAUCAAAAUCUUCCAGUCACAGAUCUUCGAGAAAUUUCUUCUGGGAACGACGACGGAGGAAUGCUAUGGUGCAGUUGCGCAGGUUGCGAAUCAGUGGCUCGAUAUCCUUUAUAGCAAAGCUGACACACUGACCGACGAGGAGCUCGUCGAACUCAUUGCCGAGAACCGUAGCAUGUCCAAGACGUUGGCGGAGUAUGGAGGACAGAAAUCGACCUCUAUCAGCACCGCUAAACGACUUGCUGAGUUCCUUGGUGACCAGAUGGUCAAGGACAAAGGUCUUGCCUGCAAGUUUAUCAUCUCUGCGAGACCCAGCGGAGCGCCGGUCACGGAGCGGGCAGUUCCUGUUGCUAUAUUCUCAGCAGAAGAGAGUGUCAAGCGCGCUUACUUGCGUAAAUGGCUCAAAGACCACAGCCUCUGUAAUUUCGACCUCAGAUCCAUCCUCGACUGGGAGUACUACGUGGAGCGUUUGGGAUCAGUCAUCCAGAAGCUUAUUACCAUCCCUGCCGCGAUGCAGAAAGUCUCUAAUCCUGUUCCUCGUAUUCGCCACCCUGACUGGCUGCACCGCCGUGUUGCAGGUGCUGUUGACAAGUUCAAGCAGAACAAAGUUACCGACUUUUUCACGCGUGCUACUGCGGACUCGCAGUCCCAGGCUCGGACACAGAGUGCAAUAGUUGACGCGGAAUUGGAUAUGGAGGAUUUCGGACAAGAUAAGACCUCGGAACGCCCGCGCAUUGCUAUUGUCAAUCGGAGGUCCCGUAAACGGACGCCUGAGCCCGACGAAGAAGUAUCAGAUGACGAAGCUCCGCUUCCUGAUCCUACGAUCAGCUAUUCCGCGUGGAUCAGGGCCAUCAGACCACGCUGGAAGAAACAGCGAAAUGCUCGCUUGGGAAACGCUGGUGACGCUAUCGUGCCUUCCAUAUUUAAAGGUACUCGCGUUCGCACAACACAGCGAUGGGACAUUGUGCAAAUCCGUCCCAGCAAGAUUCCCGGGCGAUUCACCCUAUGGGUAUCUGUCGAUGCCCAACUGGUGCCUGUGCCACUGCGCAUUCCUCGCGAAUUUUACUUACACCUGAAGACACCGCCUCGUGACAGCUUAUUUCAACCAGAGUACUAUGCCUCUGAGAAGGUUGUCCGCCACCUUCCUCGUGACAUUCUCUGUUCCAAUCUCUAUCGGAUUUCUGUCAAGGAGGACGUUUAUCAGGAAAUUCAAGAGCAUUUCAUGGACCUUAUGAAUGAUCCGAACGUCGAUGGCGUCUUUGAGCGGCAGGUUUCACUAGAGAUGCGUGCCCUCCUCAAACUAGGCAAGACAUGUACUGUGGACGAACUCGGCAUGACUCUGAACCGUGCUCAAAGCACCGGCGUUGAUUUCGCCUCCCUUACUCGUAGAAUAUACCUGGAUGGCGGUCGUUCGGGGAAUACAUCGCAUGUCCACGUGUUUGCGAUGUUCAUGCCCAACGGUGCCGUCAAACUUCACCUUGUUGAUCCCGCCCCCCGUCGACAACAAAUCCCCCGCCUUCAAGAGUUGUACAAAGAUCUGUCGGCAAAGCGACAAUCCAAGUAUGGAAACUGUUCGCUCGACUAUCCCACCUCAUGCGACUUCAAUACCACAUACCACAACAAGGAUACGACAGCCCUCAAAUCCAUCUCCAGAGAACUCGGACUCCUGGAAAAUAUGUCGUACACUGUCGUGAUUUCCUCUAUCAAGGAUCAAAUUUACUUUGACACAUGGGUUCCAAAACUUUCAAAAUUCCCUGUUCUUUCAAUGUCAAAAGCGAAAGCAGUCCACACACUCAAUGUCUUCCCCUGGCAACCUGACGUCGCCCUAAAGAUGGUUCAGCGGUACCUGUCACUAGGAACCUGGCUGGAUCGUUCAAUCGCCCUAGCGGAUUAUUAUGAUGUCCCUAUAGGUCACAUCGACGGUGAUCAGCCGCUGUUGUUAUCGGAUAUCAGCUUCGCCCGGCGACUGAUUCAGCAGGACAUUGUCCUUUGGUGGUCGCCGUCGGAACGUCCAGAUCUUGGUGGAAUCGAGGAUGAUAAUAGACCAACCGAGGACGUGCAGCACACAGAGUUUACAUCGCCUGGAUGCUAUUCCAACGUGUGUUUAGAAGUCACUGUUCGCAAUUUGGCAGUGAACUCUAUCCUUCAUUCUGUCGCUGUCAAUGAGCUUGAAGGAAGUGGCGGAGCAACUGCAUUUGAUUCCGUGUCCCGGACACUGGAUGAGUUCUCCGGAGGCGAGGCUCAGCGCGACCUUACCCUUGGAGAAUCAAAUAUCUCAAGUCUCACUUUCGGUAUCCUCAAGUCGAUGGUCAAGACAUGGUUACUUGACAAAGUCAAAGGAAAUUUUGAAAGCCCGGCCACGCUAGCAAUUGAUCACUUCUGGCGCUGGAUCAGCACAAGUGCUUCCCAUCUUCAUGACCCAAAUAUUUAUCGCUUCGUUUAUGGGCUCAUGAGGAAAACGUUCAUCCAGAUGCUGGCUGAAUUCAAGCGACUCGGAUCUCACGUUAUCCACGCGGACUUCAGCCGGAUUUUGCUAGCGACGUCGAAGCCUCCAGGCACCGCUCACGCAUAUGCUACCUACAUAACCACAGCAGUGACAUCACACGAACUCUUCGAACAUAUGUACCUCAAAACAGAGCGGUUUUACGACUUCCUUCUCUUCAUGGACUCUGCGAACAUGGGGGGGAUCGUGUGUGAAGACCCGCUGGCUGUCGACCCCCCAGAGGAGCUCACCAUCGAGACUCGGUGGAAUAUUCAGACUUUCCUACCGCCUGCGAUCCAAGACGAUUUUGGUGCCGUCAUCCAAUUCUUCAUCAUUGAGCUUUUCAAGAUUCGGCAGAAGCAUAACGAAGGUUCAAGAGCACCCUUCCGAGUGCUUCAGAAUCUGGCCCCCGAGCUUACCCAGCCUGACCCGAACAAAAUCAACGAGGUUGAAGCGACACGGGAGUUUAUCGCCAGAAAACUCACACGCAAGUUGCUUCGGUUGGUUGGUACUAUCCAAGUCAAGCAAAGAGAUGCCUCCGUGGACGAAGAACUGAACACUCAGUUCCAGUUCCCUGUCCUCCCUGGUUCGCAUCUCAACAUGACAAAUGCGCUUCUCGAAUUCAUCAAAUCAUCUAUUGGUUUGCUCAAACGUAACCUCCUCGACCUUGCUGGUGUGCGCGAGUUUGCCAAUGAAGCCCUUUUUCGCAACCCAUGCGAGCCGCUCAAACUGUCUAAUGUUCCUUGCCGGCAUUGCGAUACACUUCGUGACUUCGACUUCUGCCGUGAUCCAGAACUCAUGCCAUACGGUCUUGAUGGUGCUAGACCACGCUGGAUCUGUGGGGGUUGCGGAGGAGAAUACGACCGUAUUGCGAUUGAGAUGGAGUUGGUCAGACUAGUUGGAUCACUUGAAAGAGCUUUCACGCAACAAGACAUGCGCUGCGGCAAGUGCAAGCAAGUUCGCUCGGACAACGUGUCGCGAUAUUGUCAUUGCUCUGGACCAUACCAGCUAGUCCUCAGCAAACCUGAAUUCAGGAGAAGGUUACGCACAAUUGUGAAUGUAGCAAUUGUUCACAAUCUCUCCAGACUUAGAGAAUGUGCUCGAAGGACGCUUGAAAGUUGGUGAUCUGCAUGUAUUCAAUUGCUUCUUGUAGCUUUAGUCGGAGUAUGUAACACUAUGCUAUCAUGGGUCUUUGGUCCUUUGAACUUCA
Molecule: messenger RNA, 6823 nt
Organism: Suillus subaureus
Lineage: Eukaryota; Fungi; Basidiomycota; Agaricomycetes; Boletales; Suillaceae
Exons: 12
Coding region: 103-6738 (2211 amino acids)
Biological process (GO): DNA replication; base-excision repair, gap-filling; leading strand elongation
Cellular component (GO): epsilon DNA polymerase complex; nucleus
Molecular function (GO): zinc ion binding; DNA binding; single-stranded DNA 3'-5' DNA exonuclease activity
Source: RefSeq, a predicted model, not a curated record